Molecule: messenger RNA, 1184 nt
Organism: Polistes dominula (European paper wasp)
Lineage: Eukaryota; Metazoa; Arthropoda; Insecta; Hymenoptera; Vespidae
Gene: Aprt
Product: adenine phosphoribosyltransferase
Biological process (GO): adenine salvage; AMP salvage
Cellular component (GO): cytoplasm
Molecular function (GO): adenine binding; adenine phosphoribosyltransferase activity; AMP binding
Source: RefSeq, a predicted model, not a curated record
AUUAAACGUGUGUUGAAUGCUAAUAAUACAUAGUACUUAUACAAUUGUAUCUUGAAUAUUUUCUUCUUAUUAUUAUUAUCCUUUCACAGCAUAUUUUAUAAAAUCUAAGAAAAAUAUAUUGAAAUGCACGCGUACUUGAUAGAACUUUAUAAUCGAUUUGCUCGAAAACAAAAGCGCUUUUAUCACAAGUCAUUUCAAUUUCGACUUGUAUCACAAUUUCCAAUACACCCUGUAUAUGUCUACGACAAAGUAAUGGCGCUGAUGUAUAUCACUGUCAUCAAGUGGAUCACGUGUUUCAAUUAAUGUCGUCGUUCUUCUUAUUUCAGUUUAUUUUUUUUCUAUAUUUAUGACUUAAAAUUUAUCAAUACGUGUAAUCUAAAUACAAAAGCAAUUUAAAGUAUUUUAUUUACAUUCUUUGAUAAUUAAAUAUAUACCCAAACAUAGACGAUUAUAUAUUAUUAUAAACUUAUAUUAUAAUAGAAAUUGAAACAUUAGGAAGAUUGAUCCAUUUUUUCUUGAAAAAAAUAGACGUGCAUCAAAAUGGAUAAAAGUCAAAAAUUAAAAUUACUCAAGGAUUCUAUUAAGAAUUACGAAGAUUUUCCUAAACCUGGUAUUAUUUUUCGAGAUAUAUUUCCUGUGUUUCAAAAUACGUUAGCAUUAAAAGCCAUGAGAGAUCUGCUUGUGGAACAUGUUUUGUUCCUUGAAGUUGAUUUGAUUGUAGGUUUGGACUCCCGUGGAUUUUUACUUGGCCCAAUGAUAUGUGUCGAAAUUGACAAACCUUUCAUACCGAUUAGGAAAAAGGGGAAACUUCCAGGAAAAGUAGCACGUCAAAGCUACAAUUUGGAAUACGGAGAAGCCACAUUUGAAUUACAAGUAGAAAGCAUUAAGGAAGGUACUCGAGUUCUUAUAAUCGAUGAUUUAUUAGCAACCGGAGGUUCUAUGGGUGCAGCUGUUAAAUUAUUAAAAUCUUUAAAUGCAGAAAUAGUGGAAUGUUUAGUGAUAAUGGAACUUACUGAAUUAAAGGCACGGGAAAAACUCAAUGUACCUGUCUAUUCGUUUGUCCAGUUUUGAUCAUUAAAUAUAAUUAGACAGAUGCGUAAUAAUAUAUACAUAUAAAAUCAAGGCAUAACCUAAUUUAAUUGCAUAUGAUGCAAGAAACUUUUUAUAUUGAGAAACAUAAAAAA